Messenger RNA from Hypoxylon fragiforme, 941 nucleotides. Its product is annotated as chitin synthesis regulation, resistance to congo red-domain-containing protein. Gene Ontology annotation, cellular component: intracellular membrane-bounded organelle. NCBI's taxonomy places the organism in Eukaryota, Fungi, Ascomycota, Sordariomycetes, Xylariales, Hypoxylaceae. The record is from RefSeq and is a predicted model, not a curated record. Bases 198 to 704 code for a protein of 168 amino acids. The transcript has 2 exons. Gene Ontology annotation, biological process: vesicle-mediated transport.
GUCACUGAGCGUCAGCACUGGCCGACAACCUUAAGCCAUCCCAUUUUCGGACAAUUCCAGGCGGACUUCUCUGCCCCCCAAAUUCGCCAAAGCUUCCUUCACCUAUUAUUACAACUUUAGUACACCAGAAAAAAAUAAAAAAAACGACCCGAAAACUUUACAUCGCAUCUCACCCUAUCGCGUACCAUCAGGAAAAGAUGGCUCCAUUCAUGGAUCAAGUUGGGGCGCAAUUGACAAAGCGAAGAUACUGUAACGGCGAUGAUUACGAUCGAUACAACAACUGCUAUGGCGCGUGGCAUGGAUACGGACGCUGGAUCUUCGCUGCCGUAGUCAUCGUACUGAUCAUCCUCGUCUUUGCUCUUUGGGCAUGCAUCAACUCCCGUCGCCGUCGCCGCUCGGGACUGCAGCCAAUGUAUGGCACUGGUUGGAUGGCUGGCAAGCCAGGCCCCAAUAACAACCCUAGCUAUUACAACAACAACAACAACAACAACAACCCGCCUCCUCCGGCAUAUGGAGCACCACCCGGACAAUCGUACCCGAUGCAAAAUCAGUACACGGGAUCCACCUUCUCGCCUAGCGAUGGUUACUACGGUCAGCACGAAGGCGUUGUACAGCCGCCUCAAAAUGUCUACAACAACCCCAACCAUACCAAGGGUGCGGCUGACGACUAUGCUCCUCCCGAGGGUCCUCCACCUAACCGAUAAGCUGGCAAAGAACCGAGGCGGGCGUUUGAUAAUGAGAAGGGAAGCAGAACAUACCCUUAUUUGACUCAGGUUAGGCGUUGGGCAAAAAGGCUUAGUUAAUCACUCGGCAUUUACGAUGAGAUUAUUGGCAAAGGAAACAAUGAAGUGUUUUUAAUGAGAUGGAUGAACACGCUCUAUUUGUCUUGUAUGAAUGGACAAGAUUACGCGCCUCGGGGUUUUUUCUCUUUUGAGAUUGUC